Ectocarpus siliculosus is the source of this 1132-nucleotide messenger RNA. Lineage: Eukaryota; Phaeophyceae; Ectocarpales; Ectocarpaceae. The record is from the annotation of a GenBank genome assembly.
AUGGCCACCACUCUCCAACACUGCGAGGUGCCUUUCAAGGUUGUUGGUUAUCCUGAAGCCGAGGCGGCGUCCAAGAAAUGGACGGACGAAUACCUCCUGGACAGGAUGCAACGGUGCCCCCGGUGCAAUGUCAUGAAAUCAGUGUCGAAUCGUUUCAUGUUCUGGCACAAAAAGGGGGGUAAGCACGACGGUUCGUGGGAACCACCGACCCAACCGCAAUACAUGCCCUUCGAAAAGUGGCUCAAUUGGACGCAGGAGGCUGAGACCAACAGGAUCGGCCCUGAGGAUGUGCACUACUACCUCACCGUGGGCGUAAAACCGUCCAUGAAGACACCGCCGGACACUGGGGACUUCGUGGCGGACGACCUCCCAUUCUUCAGCACCAGCACCAACAACUUCUUCAUCCCUGAUGUCAGUCACCAGAAGGGUAUCCAAUGCCGCUUUGGGGCUAGGGGGAUUAUCGCCGAGAGCCACUUCGACCAUGGAAAAAACUUCGUGUUUAUGCUCAGGGGCCGCAAGCGUUACCUCAUGAACCCUCCCCGUGCGUGUCCGUCUCUGGGCAUCAUCACCGAGAGGGCUCACCCGUCGUUCCGACACUCGGACAUCGAUUGGUCAGACGAAUCUGAUUGGCCGGAGGGUUUCGCCGACGCUCCGGCUCUUGAGACCGUCCUGGAGGCUGGCGAGCUGCUGUACAUCCCCAGUUUCUGGUACCACUACAUCGUCUCUGAAGGGUUCAAUGUACAGUGCAAUGCAAGGUCUGGGCUAUCGCUGAGAAAGCAAUGGGUGGACGAAACAGAGAGUUGCAUGGGGCGGGAACUGAACCCCGACAAAAUGGUGGACUUGUUGAGGCGUUCCAAGAACAAGGGGGGCGGUGGCAUGGAGGGAAUGGCUGCAAGACUAGGAAGGGGUGGACGGGGGAAGGAGCAGGGACACCGAGAGCGGGCCGAGAAGAGGGGGCAGCGACCACACCACCCAUAGCCGGAGGUAGAGACCCUUUCUCUCCCUGGCCCUCGGCGGAUAAUAGCGGGAUCUGUACGCUUUGGGAAGGUUUUCUCGUCGGGGUAUUGUUGGGACGAUGAUGGGCGUCGUUUUAAGAAAUUGGGUUUUCUGGCGUCAGCGAGGACUGCUUCCG